Molecule: messenger RNA, 2027 nt
Organism: Populus nigra (black poplar)
Lineage: Eukaryota; Viridiplantae; Streptophyta; Magnoliopsida; Malpighiales; Salicaceae
Product: CRS2-associated factor 2, chloroplastic
Exons: 6
Coding region: 100-1776 (558 amino acids)
Biological process (GO): Group II intron splicing
Molecular function (GO): RNA binding
Source: RefSeq, a predicted model, not a curated record
GCUUUCUAUGUUCCACUCUGCAGGUCGCAGCAACAGAUAACAAAACCCAAGAAAAACCUCUCCAUUUCUCUGUAAUCUAAUCCCUUGAAGAGAUAAUACAUGGCGAUUGUGGCUUCAUUGCCAACGCCAGGUCUCAACCUCUUCUCUUCGCUUCCACUCGGAAAGGACCCAACUGCUUCCUCUUCUCCUUCUCCUCCUCCUCCACCUCCCAUUCCCAUCCCCAAAUACCCUCCUCCUCUCAAAAAAUCCAAAAAUUCUGCCAGCCCUGCGUUCAAAAUCCCCCAUCUUCGAACCAAGUACUACAAGCCCGUUAAAGAUGGUGGUGGGGUCAUCGCGUCAGACGGUGACCGCUCUGUCCUUGUUGGCGACUCCGGUGUAUCCUAUCUUCUCCCAGGGGCUCCAUUCGAAUUCCAAUUCAGCUACUCAGAGACUCCUAAAGUGAAGCCAUUGGCCAUCCGGGAGCCGGCUUUCUUGCCCUUUGCGCCACCCACAAUGCCGCGACCUUGGACUGGCAAACCCCCCUUGAAAACCAGCAAGAAGAAGAUUCCGGUUUUCGAUUCGUUUAAUCCGCCUCCAGCAGGUAAAAAAGGGGUCAAGUAUGUGGAAAUGCCCGGCCCUUACCCGUUCGGGAAGUUUCCAGAGGAAGGGAAAUCCAGGGAGGAGAUACUCGGGGAACCUUUGAAGACUUGGGAGAUUAAACUGCUUAUUAAGCCUCAUUUGUCUGAUAAUAGACAGGUUAAUCUCGGGAGGGAUGGAUUGACUCAUAAUAUGUUGGAGUUAGUACACUCACAUUGGAAGCGAAGGCGGGUUUGUAAAGUUCGUUGUAAGGGUGUUCCUACUGUAGAUAUGGAUAAUGUUUGCCGGCAUUUGGAGGAAAAAACUGGAGGAAAGAUCAUUCACCGAGUUGGUGGCGUAGUUUAUCUUUUUCGUGGCAGAAAUUACAACUACCGAACUCGUCCGCAAUACCCGGUAAUGCUCUGGAAACCAGCUGCUCCGGUCUACCCAAAACUUAUUCAAGAAGCUCCUGAAGGAUUGACAAAAGCUCAAGCAGAUGAAUUUCGGAAGAAAGGGAAGAAUCUUCUGCCGAUAUGUAAAUUAGCAAAAAAUGGAGUGUACAUCACAUUGGUAAGAGAUGUUAGGACUGCUUUUGAAGGAAGUCCAUUGGUGAAGGUUGACUGCAAAGGGAUGGAACCUAGUGAUUACAAGAAGUUGGGUGCUAAGCUUAAGGAUUUGGUCCCUUGUGUGCUGUUGUCUUUUGAAGAUGAGCAGAUACUGAUGUGGAGGGGACAAGACUGGAAAUCAAUGUAUCCAGAAGCUCGACCUUCCAUUUCAUUUCCUGCUGAAUUAGAUAUUGCAAGUGGUUCUGAUGAUUCAGGCAAAUCUGAUGUUGAUUGUGAUAACUCUGAUGCCAAAAUAGUGAGCUCAAGCCCUAAAAUGAUGCUCCUGUGGAAGCAUGCACUUGAGUCAAACAAGGCAAUUUUGCUAGAUGAGAUUGAUCUUGGUCCUGAUGCUCUUUUGACAAAAGUAGAGGAGUUUGAGGGUAUUUCGCAGGCCACGGAACACUCCUACCCUGCAUUAGUUAUGUCUAGUGAAGGUGGUAGCAGCAACUCAAUCUCAACAUUUGAAGAUGAUUCUCAUAGUGAAAAUUUUUCUGAAGAUGACAUGUAUAGUGAUGAUGAAUACUAUGAUAGCGAAUCCUUUGAAGAGCUAGAAACCUCAGCCCCUCCGGGAUCAUUAUCCAUUGAUCUGAUACCAGAGAAGCUCGAUAAAAAAUGAAAAUGGAAGAAGUAUCUGUCUGCUGUGCUUAUCAACCUUUCUUGCUCGCAAGGGCAAGGCAAUGCUAUUGCAUGGCAAGUGCUGUCCUCCUCCUCAGCUGAAUGUCUCUUGUGUGUAUUUGUAGCCUUUCCUUUUGCUCUUAAAAAUGUUCCGCUGCCCCCAAUGUAAAGAGAGAGAAACGGAAUAUUAAAUUAUUUAUGAUGAAAAAUAUUUAUUAAACUAUAUAUAAAAAUGGAGUUCUAAGCCAAAAA